Molecule: messenger RNA, 859 nt
Organism: Dothidotthia symphoricarpi CBS 119687
Lineage: Eukaryota; Fungi; Ascomycota; Dothideomycetes; Pleosporales; Dothidotthiaceae
Exons: 3
Coding region: 115-735 (206 amino acids)
Source: RefSeq, a predicted model, not a curated record
AUAUAGCCCGGUCUUGCCCAAAUUGGGGGUCUUAUUUGAUCCUACAAAAGCCCUACCAGCAAAAUCUAAUCUACAACGUAUUACGAGCCAACAAAUCUCAAGUGAACGUACUAGAUGUCACGGAAUACGAGACUCCCCCCGGUCGAUGCGCGGUCCAAUAGUCCGGCCGAUGCAAGCUCCAAGUUGUACGAUCUCAUUAAAGGUCGUAUUGAGUCUGAUCUGAACUUCCGCGGGUUUGGUAAUCAGCAGAGUGUGAAAGACACAAUUCUUUCGCAGCUCCAGAUGAUACAUCAGUUCUCAAACUUCAACAGGGAGGGAGUAGUCGAGGCCCAUUACAUGUUUUGGGCAUAUCAGAACGGGCAGCUCUUGUGGAGACUCAAGGUUGUGUGUGACAGUGACAAUCCCAUAGUAGGAAGCGAGCAGACACCGCAUUACGGCUAUGAAAUCUAUUUCGACGGCCAGAAACUUGGAGGUGCUGCUGGCCACGUUUGGUUUCCAGCCAACUCCUCCCCAAGGUACUGGAGAUUGCCACACCUGAGGUUUUCGGAGGAAUACCGGGGCAAACACAUAUACCAGUUCAACUUUCCCAACAACUGCCGGAUGGAUGUAGCAAUGCGGUUCUUUAAUAUGGGAGACACUGGCCUCUCGAGAGGCGAGGUGGAUGCUCGCAAGGAAUCAGAGUUCAACUGGCAUGUUGUGGAUACGUACCCGAAACCUUCGUUCGGGAAAACCUAGUUGCAGUAUGGUAACACUGACUUGUCACGUGCAUUGAUGAUAUGGUAUCGAUCAGGGCUCGAGGCAUGAAUAUGUAUGAAUAUAAUGUUACCCACAACUCUUACCUUUCACAUACGACCAUAGG